This is a messenger RNA of Hibiscus syriacus, 1950 nucleotides long. RefSeq lists its product as uncharacterized. NCBI's taxonomy places the organism in Eukaryota, Viridiplantae, Streptophyta, Magnoliopsida, Malvales, Malvaceae. Gene Ontology annotation, molecular function: acetylglucosaminyltransferase activity. The record is from RefSeq and is a predicted model, not a curated record. The transcript has 2 exons. Bases 204 to 1805 code for a protein of 533 amino acids.
CCUGACGGUGGUUUGCUAACUGGCAACAGUGCAACCCAUAUCACCUUUACUAUCCUUUCAUCUUCGUUUUCUUCACUAUUCUCUCAUUUUCAUCUGAUUUUCUUUUCUGACUACUUUUUUUUCCUUCCUUUUCCCAAUUCUUAGAUUCUCCAAGAGAAUCGAAUGUUACAUGCAUUUGAAUAAAAUUAUAAAAAGGGAAGAAAAUGAAAGACGCCAAGAAAGAUUCAGAGAUAGUAUGGAAUCAGAUUCAGAUGAGAAGCCCAUCGGGAAAUCCUCUUGUUUUUGGACACUCGACCCGACCCAUUCCCAAGCUCAUGGUCUGGUUAAUCCUCUUCGUUUCAAUUACCUAUGUUAUCUACACUCUCGAGCUCUUAACAGCCUCACUUCACCUUGCCUCCGGCGAUUUCCCCUUCACUUCAUCUCUUCAAUGGCGUUCGUUGACACCGUCGUUUCUCAAUCAAUCGGCUGAUUCGAAGUCACUCAUUCAACUCCAUCGGAAUGUUCGAGAAAAACUGGUGUCGGCAGUACAAAUUCAACAGGCUCCGAACCAGCCGAGGCCGACGGAAAUCCACGACAUCGUUUUCGGAAUUGCAGCUUCUUCCAAGCUAUGGCAGCAGAGGAAAGAGUACAUCAAGAUUUGGUUCAAGCCGAACAAAAUGCGGGGCGUUGUUUGGCUCGACGAUCGGGUGAAAUACACUCCCGAAGACAAGCGGACCCUUCCACCGGUUCGUGUCUCGAGCGACACUUCCAACUUCGCUUACACGAACCGGCAAGGUCACCGGUCCGCGAUUCGUAUCUCGCGGAUCGUGACGGAGACAUUGAGGUUGAAGAUGGAUAACGUGAGGUGGUUCGUGAUGGGUGACGACGACACCGUGUUUAUAGCCGAAAAUCUGGUUAGGAUUUUGAGGAAAUAUGACCAUACGCAGUAUUAUUACAUUGGGAGCUUGUCGGAAUCUCACCUUCAGAACAUAUAUUUCUCCUACGGAAUGGCUUACGGCGGUGGAGGCUUUGCCAUUAGCUAUCCAUUGGCUAAAGCUUUGGUGAAGAUGCAAGACCGUUGUAUUCAGAGGUACCCAGGAUUGUACGGAUCAGAUGACAGAAUGCAGGCUUGUAUGGCUGAACUCGGUGUCCCACUCACUAAGGAACUCGGCUUCCACCAGUAUGACGUGUAUGGGAACUUGUUUGGACUCCUUGCUGCACAUCCCGUAACGCCAUUGGUGUCACUGCAUCACCUUGAUGUCGUGGAGCCUAUUUUCCCCAACGUUACCCGAGUUGAAGCCCUUGAGCGGCUUAUGUUGCCUGCAAAGCUGGAUUCGGCUGGAAUCAUGCAGCAGUCCAUCUGCUAUGAUAAAAGCAAGAGUUGGACCGUUUCGGUUUCAUGGGGUUUCGCUGUUCAAGUCUUUAGAGGAAUCUUUUCACCACGGGAAAUGGAAAUGCCGUCGAGGACAUUUUUGAAUUGGUACAGAAGAGCAGACUACACGGCAUACGCAUUCAACACACGCCCAGUAAGCCGAAACCCAUGCCAAAAGCCAUUUGUGUUUUACAUGUCCAAGGUGAGGAUGGAUUCGGAAGUGAACCAAACCGUGAGCGAGUACGAGCGGCACCGUGUUCCUCAUCCUCCCUGCAGAUGGAAGAUGGCAGAUCCUAUUGCACUUGAAAUGGUGAUUGUGAACAAGAAACCAAACCCACAUCUGUGGGAUAGAUCGCCGAGAAGAAACUGUUGCAGAGUCAUGGAAUCAAAGAAAGCAGGAACCAUGGUGGUGAAUGUGGGUGUAUGUAAAGAUGGUGAGGUUACCGAAGUAUAGUAUAGUGAUCGAUAUCUCCCAAGUGUCCAAUAUUGUUUGUCUGCAAGAAUAGUGACAGUGUCAUCUGGGAAAGCAACAAAAUAUAUUUUGUAUAAUGUCACUCCUAUUUACUAGUUAAAUAUUAAUUUAAAUUUUUAUUGAAUAA